AUGUGUUCUUCAAUUAAAAGUUUACAUUUCAAGGGUUUGGAAAGCAUUGGUAAUUGUGCUUUUCAAGAAUGUACAUCACUUGAAUCCGUAGUUUUCGAUGGAGAUGGUCCUCUAAUAUUAGGACCCGGCGCUUUUGCAGAUUGUUUUAAUUUGAAAACAAUAGUAUUUAAUACGAAUUUGACAAAUAUAUAUCACGUAGUUUUCCGAAAUUGUGGAUUUACUGAAAUAGAAAUUCCUAGUUCAAUAAAAAGUAUCGGAGGUAAUGCUUUUAUGGGCUCUAAAUUAACAAGAAUAAACUUUUUAGGCUUUUCUUCACUUAAAGUCCUUGUUGCAAAUGUAUUUCAAGGAGCAACUCACCUUACUGACAUUAACCUUCCAGAAACAAUUCAAGAAAUCAAUGAAAACGCAUUUGAAAGCACGAAUAUUUCUUCAUUUGUUGUUCCAAAACAAACAAUUUCUAUUACUGAGUACGCAUUUAGGAACUGCAAGAGACUUGAGAAUUUUAUUAUUCCAGAGAACUGUUCUCUUCAAAAACUUGGCUAUUUCCUCUUUGAAGGCUGUUUAUCACUGAAAAAAUUCGAAUGCAAUGGAAGUGAUUAUUUUGAAGUUGAAAAUUUUGCAUUGUUUAACAAAAGCAAGACAUCAUUGAUCUGUUUUCCGCCAGCAUGUGAAUGCCAGUACUUCUAUGUUCCAACAACACUGAGAGAAAUUUCAGGUGCUGCUUUCUAUUGCUGUUGA
Molecule: messenger RNA, 738 nt
Organism: Trichomonas vaginalis G3
Lineage: Eukaryota; Parabasalia; Trichomonadida; Trichomonadidae
Product: ribonuclease inhibitor domain-containing protein
Exons: 1
Coding region: 1-738 (245 amino acids)
Source: RefSeq, a predicted model, not a curated record